Molecule: messenger RNA, 2475 nt
Organism: Lolium rigidum
Lineage: Eukaryota; Viridiplantae; Streptophyta; Magnoliopsida; Poales; Poaceae
Product: formin-like protein 14
Exons: 4
Biological process (GO): actin cytoskeleton organization; actin nucleation
Molecular function (GO): actin filament binding
Source: RefSeq, a predicted model, not a curated record
CCGCCGCACCACCACCACCACCACACCCCGCGCUCCCCACCACCAUCACCGCCGCAGCUCAACCCGGCGCCGCCAGCACCUACUCCACCAAAGCAGGCACCGGCUCUCUCCGUACCUCCGGCAUCGGCGCCGCCACCGACUCCAACCCCAACCCCCACCACUCCCAUCCCCACUCCCACCACCCCGCCGUCGGCGCCCACCUCCACCUCCCCCGCCACGCCCACCCCGGACGCCUACCCAUUCACCAACUACCCCUUCUUCCCCGCCGCCACGCCCCCUCCCCCCCUCCCGGAGCAGCCGUCCCCCGACGCAUCCCGCACCUUCCCGGCCAACAUCACCAACCUCGUCGCCCCCAACUCCCCCGCCCCCUCCGGCCCCCCGCGCCGCUUCCCGCUCUUCCAGGCGCUGCUCCUCGCCUUCCUCUCCCUCUUCCUCCUCCUCCUCUCCGUCCUGCUCUCCGUGCUCCUCUUCCGCCGCAUCCGCCCCGCCGCCAACGGGCCAGCCCCCUCCCACUCCGCCGCCUCCUCCACGCGCCGCGACGGCCACGACGACGACGCCGAAGAAGGCGACGACGACGAGGGCCGCAGCCUCAAGCCGCCCCCGAUGCCGACCUCCUCCACCAACCCCAGCACCGAGUUCCUCUACCUCGGCACGCUCGCCUCCUCCGCCACCCCACCGCCCCCAUCGACCCACCUCCGCCCGGGCUCCCCCGAGCUCCGCCCGCUCCCGCCGCUGCCCCGCACCGGUCCGCCCUCCGGCGAGUUCUUCGCCCCCCGCGCCGCCGCCAACCCGUCCUCCUCCUCCUCCUCCUCCUCCUGGCUCUCCCCCUCCUCACCCUCGGCCUCCUCCCCGACGCUCGGCUCCAGCCCUGCCCACGUCGCCCGCCCGCCCUCCAUCCAGCAGCCCCGCGGCCGGGCACCCAACCCCUCGCCCCCCAAGCGACGCCCUUCCCCGCCGCCCUCACCGCCGCAUCACUCCUGGAACCCCUUCGCGCCCGCUCCGCCGCCGCCGCGGGCUGCUCCCUCCUCCUCCGACGACGGCGGCGAGUCCUACACCACGGAAAUGCGCAAGUCCCGCCCGCUCCACUCGGACAAGCUCAAGCCCGGGUCUUUGCACAUGAAGGACGAGAUGAUCCAGCUCUACCUCAACAACUCGGCGGCGGCCAGGGAGGUGUGCUUGCUCGGCGCCCCGAGGUGUCGCGGCAUUGGGAUGGUGCUGGCCGCGUUGGGUGUCUCUCAGGAGCAAGUGCGUGAUGCCCUCUUGGAAGGCAAUGCACAUGGUUUGGGAUUAGAAGCGCUGCAGAUGCUUACUCAGUUGGUUCCCACCAACGACGAAGAGCUUAAGCUGAGAUAUUUCAAGGAUGAUCCACCUGCCAAGCUUUGCAAAGUUGAUGCAUUUCUGAAGACAAUCCUGGACGUACCAUUUGCAUUCAAGAGGGUGGAUGCUAUGCUCUAUGUCUCUAACUUUUAUCUGGAGGUCAAUCAGCUGAGAAUGUCCUAUGCUACUCUCGAGGCAGCCUGCCAGGAGCUGAGGAGCAGCAGGCUAUUCCACAGGGUUCUCGGGGCUGUUCUGAACUUUGGCAACCUGAUGAGCAUCAACACAGGUUCUCCAAACUCACGUGCCUUGGAGCCCAACACCCUUCUGAAGAUCGUCGACGUCAAGGGAGCCGACGGGAAGGCUGCGCUGCUACAUUUCGUUGUCCAGGAAAUCGUGAAGCCUGAAGGACACAACAGUCUGAACAUGAUGCACUCAGCAGGGUCAGCGGCAUGCAAAACGAACGUCGGCACUCUGCCGUAUGACGUCGAUUGCAGGAAGCACGGUCUUCAGGUCGUCGCCACGCUGGCCGUGGAGUUGACCAGCACCAAGAAGGCGGCGUCCAUCGAUGUAACGAGCCUCAGCAGGACCGUGUCGGAGCUAGGGGCUGGCCUCGGGAAGAUCCAUGACGUGCUGCGGCUGAACAGCAUGGCCGCUUCAGCCGAGAGCGCCCGGCGGUUCCACGGCGCGAUGGGCGCGUUCCUGCAGCAGGCGGAGGAGGCGAUCCUGGAGCUGCAGGCCCAGGAGAGCGUCUGCCUGUCGUCGGUGAAGGAGAUGGCCGAGUACUUCCACGGCGAUGGUUCAGCCAGCGGUGACGAGGCUCGCAUGUUCAGGAUCUUUGCGAGCGUCCGGGAGUUCGUUGCCAUGCUCGACAGGAUCUGUAGAGAGGCUGGUGAGAUCAACGACGGUGGUCGUGUGGGUUCGACACAGACAGCGAGCUGGAUGGCUGCUGCGCCGAUGGGAAUGACGAUGGCGACACCUUGAGCAACUGAUGGCUGUCUAUCUGGGAAAUGCCGAAAUGGUCUCAUCUUUCCCUGGGUAGGGGAUUUCAUCUUGCAUCUUUCAAAAUUAUUACAUAUGUAGCUGUUACUUAGUGUAAAUCAGGACAAUGCUAAGAAUGCUGGAGACGCUGGAUUUUUGUAUAAAGAAUACAGAUGCUUA